Molecule: messenger RNA, 1027 nt
Organism: Pseudophryne corroboree (corroboree frog)
Lineage: Eukaryota; Metazoa; Chordata; Amphibia; Anura; Myobatrachidae
Gene: PSMB7
Product: proteasome 20S subunit beta 7
Exons: 8
Coding region: 67-900 (277 amino acids)
Cellular component (GO): proteasome core complex
Molecular function (GO): threonine-type endopeptidase activity
Source: RefSeq, a predicted model, not a curated record
AGUAGGGGCGGAAGCUGCCAUGGUCUUUCUCUCCCGGCACCGGAAGUUCUACUGUUCUCAGGAAAGAUGGCAGCUGUGACUGUGCGCUCUGUUCCUGCCGGCGGGUUUGAGUUUGGGAACUGCAGGAGAAAUGCUCUUCUGGAAAAGGAGUUUGUGCAGAAAGGACAUAAGCUUCCCGCAGCUCGCAAGACGGGAACAACAAUUGCUGGAAUUGUGUUCAAGGAUGGUGUUAUACUCGGUGCUGAUACAAGAGCCACUGAAGGGAUGAUUGUAGCUGACAAGAAUUGUUCCAAAAUCCAUUAUAUUUCACCAAAUGUCUAUUGCUGUGGUGCUGGAACAGCCGCCGACACAGAAAUGACAACCCAGAUAAUCUCUUCCAACAUGGAGCUGCACGCUCUAUCCACAGGACGAGUACCCAGAGUAGCAACUGCCAACCGUAUGCUGAAGCAGAUGCUGUUCAGAUACCAAGGUUAUAUUGGCGCUGCCCUUGUGCUAGGAGGUGUUGAUUGUACUGGCCCACAUCUAUACAGCAUUUAUCCUCAUGGAUCUACGGACAAGCUGCCAUACGUUACUAUGGGCUCCGGGUCCCUGGCUGCGAUGGCCGUGUUUGAGGACCGCUACACACCAGAUAUGGAGGAGGAAGCCGCCAAAGAGUUAGUACGAGAUGCUAUUGCUUCUGGGAUCUUUAAUGACUUAGGUUCGGGAAGCAACAUUGAUCUGUGUGUGAUCACAAAGAACAAAGUGGAUUACAUUCGUCCUUAUGAAUUGGCCAACAAAAAGGGAGUGAGGACCGGAAACUACAAGUACAAGAAAGGUACAACAGGCGUUCUAUUGGAAAAGAUUACCCAUUUCAACCUGGAUGUGUUGGAUGAAAAUGUGCAAACUAUGGAUAUUUCCUAAGGUCACACUCGUGCUGUGGUGUUGCCGCAUCUCUGUAUUUGUAGUAAAUAUCAACAUGUGUUAAGCUUUUAUCCUUGAUGAUUUAAUUACAAAAAGGAAUAAAAUAUGACUUGUCUUUUCACUUGAA